UUUGUUGUUUUAAUUUCGGUUUUGCUGUUUUGUUUUGCACUUCCCGGCCACCGUAAUACGAGCACCAGAACUGAGAUAAAUAAAACGGAUAAAAGCAGUACUGGACUGGAAGCGUCUUGUUUGGAGUCAUUCGUCAGAUAGCCCUACAAGCACUUCUAAGCGACAAGAUGGUUAUUUGUCGGUACACACAGUAUUUUAAAAAAAUAUAUCUACAGUAAUUAUGUCGACUGUUAAACAAAAAUGCUAUCUGUGGCACUUUUGCUUCCUGUGAUUCAUCUCGCCUUUGCUGGACACUCUCUGCAGUAUUUCUACACUGUUGUUUCUGGAGACAUUAACUUCCCAGGGUUCACAGUGGUUGGAUUUGUUAAUGAUCAGGAGUUUAUCUACUUUGACAGCAAAAUAAAGAAAGCUGUACCAAAAACUGAGUGGAUCAGAGAAAACAAAGGAGAAGAUUACUGGAACAGAGAGACUAAUGCGUUUACUAAUUAUUAUUGGGAAUAUAAGAAUGAAAUGCAGAUUAUAAUGGAUCGAUUCAACCAUUCAGAAGGUGUUCACACUCUGCAGGUGAUGUACGGCUGUGAGCUGGUGAAUGAUGGUACCACUGGAGGAUACUGGCAGUACGGUUAUGAUGGAGAAGACUACAUCAACUUUGAUAAGACGACACUCACCCAUACAGCUGCAAAUCCUCAAGCUAUCAUCACCAAAAACAAAUGGGAUGCUAACAGAGCUCUAUUAGAAUACCGAAAAACAUAUCUGGAGAAUACAUGCAUUGAGUGGCUGAGGAAGUAUGUGAGCUACGGCAAGAACGUUCUGGGGAGAAAAGAUGCACCUACGGUUUCUCUGCUGCAGAAGGACUCCUCGUCUCCAGUUGUCUGUCAUGCUACAGGUUUCUACCCCAGCAACAUCAUGAUGACCUGGAAGAAAAACCAAGACGAUCAUAAUGAGGAUGUGGAAGUCAGUUCAACUUUAUCAAACGCAGAUGGAUCAUAUCAGAAGAGCAUCAGUCUUUCAGUAAAUCCUGAGGAGUGGAAGAAGAAUCCAGAUGUCUACAGAUGUGUGGUUCAAAAUGUGGGAGCAAAGGAAGAGAUUGUUGUCCUGCUGAAUGAAAAGAACAUCAAGUCAAACUCAGCUUCAGACUAUUCGGUGCUAUUCGUUGCAUGUGGUUUGGGGGUGCUGCUGCUGCUCCUGCUGCCGCUGGCUGUCUAUACCUUUAUCAUAAAGCACAGCCUGGCCAAGAACAAGAGUUUAGAAUCAACAGACUUUGUGAAGACCUGUACCUCUGAAAAGUCAGAUUCUGCUUCAGAGUUACUGCCACAACAAGUAACCACCAAAAGGUUACCAAAGUUACCACCACAGAAUAAAUUGAAAAAACGUGAAAAGAAGUGAAGUGUCAAAACUAAAGAAUCCCUACAAACAGGAGUGGAGUCUUAAAAUGAACUGAAAAUAAAUAUCAAUGUGGUUGAAAGAGAGAGAGAGAGACCUGUAAGCAGUGCACCUGUGUAUGCUUUUGUUACAUAAACAUAUUCGUUAUAUGUUUCAUUUUGUGAAAUUUUGUAAUAUAAGAGCAGUUAACUGAGAUUGGGGAUAUAUGGGGAUAAAGGCAACUCCUUUUGCCUUUUGAAGAUGUUCUGGUAUUUAGUGCUCUGAUGUGCAGGCCAGAGGGCAACAGUUCAAAAAGGUGUACACGUAAAGUCUGUAAUGAUUUUCCUGGCCUCUUCCUCACUCUGCAGUAGAGCUUUUCCUUUAUAUAUUAUGUGCCAUUUUACUGUGUUUCUGUUUGACCAUUACAACGUUUUUUUUUUUUAAUAAACAUUUU
Molecule: messenger RNA, 1816 nt
Organism: Paramisgurnus dabryanus
Lineage: Eukaryota; Metazoa; Chordata; Actinopteri; Cypriniformes; Cobitidae
Product: major histocompatibility complex class I-related gene protein-like
Biological process (GO): immune response
Cellular component (GO): external side of plasma membrane
Source: RefSeq, a predicted model, not a curated record